Hylaeus anthracinus is the source of this 2250-nucleotide messenger RNA. RefSeq names its product etoposide-induced protein 2.4 (gene tank). Gene Ontology annotation, cellular component: endoplasmic reticulum. The transcript is spliced from 6 exons. Bases 66 to 1022 code for a protein of 318 amino acids. The record is from RefSeq and is a predicted model, not a curated record. Gene Ontology annotation, biological process: macroautophagy. NCBI's taxonomy places the organism in Eukaryota, Metazoa, Arthropoda, Insecta, Hymenoptera, Colletidae.
CAGAUUUUUCGACAUAUUUGGAGUAUAGAUUAAUUACAUUAUUAUUGUGGAUAUCAUUGUGAAAUAUGGAUAGCACAGCGGGAAUAGUACGUGCUAUUUAUUCUGGAUUUGUGGACAGCCUAAGGGGAGCCAUUGUUCUAUUUUAUAUGGAUAAACAUAUAAAUGAAAGAUUAUACAAUCAAUCUCCUUCUCGAACAGACAUUCAUGGAAAAGAUAAUGUAGCUAUACACAAUCCUCAAAGACAUCACAAUCGAUUACGAGAGUCAAAAGUGUUGAAAAGAACAAUUCAGUGUUGCACAUUAAAUGGUGGUGUAUUCUGGUUAAGUAUAUUGAUCUUCGAAUGUGGCCUCCUUCCAUUUCUGAAGUACUUAUUGACUAUUAUAUUUGGUCACUCGCCGGGUAUGGGUAUGACUGUAUGGUCCUGGACAAAGCCAUUUUUGUCACUAACAUUUGGCACUGUAUGGAUACUACCAUUGUUUUUACUCAGUAGGGUAGUCAACAGUUUAUGGUUCCAGGACAUUGCGGAUAGUGCUUAUAGGUAUAGGCAAGGGAGGCCACUACUUUUGUCCAGUGUGAGUAAGCUGGUAGCAGACACGCUUUUUAACAUAUUGGUUCAAGCAUUAUUUUUGGGCCAAGGAAUGUUGGUAUCCAGGAUACCGUUACCUCUUAUAGGUGACAUCUUUGCUCUUAUACAUAUGUGCCUCUUAUAUGCUCUCUAUGCUUUUGAAUAUAAGUGGUUCAAUAUGGGUUGGGAGUUGCAUAGACGAUUAAGUUUUAUCGAAAGUAAUUGGCCAUAUUUUGUGGGCUUUGGUCUGCCAUUAGCAAUACUUACUCAACUGCCUAAUUCGUAUAUAAUAAGUGGCUGUGUUUUUUCUAUAUUAUUCCCGCUAUUUAUUAUAAGUGGAAACGAAGCGGAACCUGUGACUGGUGUUUGUAAUCAUCCACUAAAAUUGUUUUCACCUGUAAUUGCUAUUGCAAAUACACUUUUCAAUAAAACACUUGGACCAGCAAAUAGGCGGUGACAAUGAAAAACAUAAACUGCAAACUCAUUAGGAAUAAUAAGUAUGUAGUAAUAAACUAUUUUUCAGGUGUUUACAUAUUUUUUUAUCUUUUAUUAGACGUAUAUUUAGUUGACUAUCUUAUAUAACAAAGUUAUCAGGAAUGUAACUAUUAUUUUGUAUGCAAAUACAAAGCAUAAGGCAUAAUUUAUAUAGCAUUAUUGUUGCGUGUAAAUACAGUUACACUCGCAAAAUGUGAAUGUAAAUACAAGGUAGGAAAUUACUAUACUGACAAAGAUGUCACUCAAGAUAUAUACUAAGACAUAAAAAGUCUAUGAAUUUGUUAACAUUUAUGAAAUAAGUAUACAUGUUCCUUGCUGUAUUAUACUAAAUCAAAAUUCAAAAUUUUAUACAUUUUUAUCAAUUAUUAAAUUGUGCAGAAUCAAUAUGCAUGUGUAUAUAUACAAAUUAAAACUACUGUUGCAUAGACGUUUGCACAAUUUUGACCAGAAACUUAUUCAAUGAGUUAAAAUUACAUACUUUUCAUCAUGAUAGUUGAUAAAAUAUGUAUUUAUAUAUUUAAAUAUUUAAAUAUAUAACAUGUUUUUUUUUUUAAACCAAAUAUUUCCUAAGUUGGAUUGGAAUGUUUUACUUUAUAUAAUACUCAUAAAUUUACAGUGAUUGUAAAUACAUAGAUGAUAUUACAGUAAUUUGUUUCUGUGCUGUAUGUAAUAUUAAAAUGAAUAUAAUGACAAGAAAGAAGUCCAGCCAUUUGUCUUACUGUAUGAAGACACAUAUACAGUAAUACACAAUAGAUGCAAAACAAGAUCGCGAGGAAACAUAUCGUUUUAAUGCAUGUAUAUUUUAUAUGUAUUUACUGAACUUGAUGAUUGUACUUGAAAAUUAUGUUGUGAGAAAGAAUUUAUUGUCACAUUUUAUAAUUUUAAAGCGUCAAAUUUCAUUUUACCGCAACUAGUCAGUUUAAGACUUUUGAAUUGUAACCUUGUGAUGACAAUGUUUAUUAGAAAAGAUUUAUAAUUAACAAAUUAUAAAUCAUUUAAUUAUAUUAUUCACAAAAUAUUUUAUAAAAUAACAAAUACGAAUCACGUACGAUUAGAUUAAACUUAUUUUUAAACAAACUUUGUUUAAAAUGUAUGUGUUUUGUGAUAAUAUAACACAAUAACAUUUAUAAUAUGCCAAUUACGUAUGUAUUUAUAAGAUUAUGUCCUGGGAAUAAUUAUUAUUUUACUGA